Vicia faba (fava bean) is the source of this 603-nucleotide messenger RNA. NCBI's taxonomy places the organism in Eukaryota, Viridiplantae, Streptophyta, Magnoliopsida, Fabales, Fabaceae. The record is from the annotation of a GenBank genome assembly.
AUGGCGCUAAAGCUCGAUAUGUCAAAAUCAUACGAUAGGAUUGAGUGGCCUUUUGUUGUUGAGGUCUUUUCCUCCAUGGGUCUUCUGAAGAAAGAGAGGUUUGACUCGAGGAUCCAUGGAAUUAAAAUUGCUAGAAGGGCUCCGGUGAUCUCCCACUUAUUAUUCGGGGACGAUAGCUUAAUUUUUGCUCGGGCUAACUCUCAGGAACCAGACAAAAUCCUGGACAUCCUACAGAAGUAUCAAGUUGCCUCUGAACAAAUUGUAAACUUAGACAAAUUUAAACCUUCUUUUAGCCACAACGUCAGUGUUGAUGAGCAAAAUGUGAUUCGAGGAAAGAUGGGAGUUCAGACUGUUUCGAGUUACUUGAAGUACCUUGGCCUACCUGUGGUCUUUGGGAGAUCCAAGAGGGCAGUAUUUGCUCUUGUAAUUGAAAGAGUGUGGAAUAAAAUCAAAGUGUGGAAAGAAAAGUUCCUUUCAAGGGCAGGGAAAGAGGAGUUAAUUAAAGUUGUGGCUCAGGCAAUCCCGAGCUACAUUAUGAGCUGUUACAAACUCCCGGAGAUAAUCUUCCAUGAGAUUGAGGCAAUGAUUAUGAAGUUUUUGUGA